CAGCUAUAAACACUUGUGUUUUUGUAAGAAAGAUCAAAAGAUUGGUGAAGCAGAUAUGGAACCAAAGGUGGCCAAGCUUGGAACCUCUCUUCUUGUGCCUUGUGUUCAAGAGUUGGCCAAAGAACCCCGUGAAACGGUUCCUCCAAGAUAUGUACGCUAUGAUCACCAAGAUCUGGCCCCCAUCAAUGGCGACGAUGUUCCGGUGAUCGAAAUUCCGGUGAUCGACAUGAAACGCUUGCAUUCUCAAGAGUUCAACGACUCUGAAUUGGCUAAGCUCCAUUCUGCUUGUAAAGAUUGGGGAUUUUUUCAGUUGGUGAACCAUGGCGUGACAACUUCACUAAUAGAAAAAAUAAAGAGAGAGGUUGGUGAGUUAUUCAACCUUCCAAUGGAGGAGAAGAAGAAACUAUGGCAGUCGUCUGGAGAAGUCGAGGGUUUCGGACAAUCUUUUGUUGUGUCCGAAGAGCAGAAGCUGGAUUGGGGGGACUUGUUCUUCUUGAGCACUCUACCUGUUUAUAUGAGGAAACCCCACUUAUUCCCAAACCUUCCUCUUCCUCUAAGAGACACUUUGGAGUUGUACUCGUUGGAGGUGAAGAAUCAAGCAAUGGAGAUCCUAGAAUUAAUGGCAAAAGCACUAAACAUGAAAGAUGAGGAAAUGAGAGAGUUUUUUGAAGAAGGAUAUCAAUCAAUAAGGAUGAAUUAUUACCCUCCAUGUCCACAACCAGAGAAAGUUAUUGGGUUAACUCCCCAUUCGGAUGCCGUAGCUCUCACAAUCCUCCUACAAGUCAAUGAAGUGGAAGGUCUCCAAGUUAGAAAAGAUGGCAAGUGGGUUCCUGUCAAACCUCUUCCUAAUGCUUUUAUUGUCAACAUUGGAGACAUGUUAGAGAUGAUAACAAAUGGGACAUAUCGAAGCAUUGAACACAGAGCGACUGUGAAUUCUGAAAAGGAAAGGCUUUCCAUCGCUACGUUUUACUCCCCCAGAUAUGAAGGCGAAGUGGGACCCGCACUCAGCUUGAUUGGCGAAGACAAACCAGCAUUGUUUAAGCGUGUAUCAGUGGAGGAGUAUUUUAGGGGCUUGUUUGCUCGCGAGCUUAUUAGCAAAUCUUAUCUUGAUGUCAUGAGGAUAUGACUUAUCAACACAUGUAGUUGACCUUAUAAUUCCAAUAAACGGUGUCCAUAUAUAUUUAUAUAUAUAGGGCAUCGAUGAGACAUUUUGACUUUAUAUUUUUGUAAUUUUACCUACGUCCUCA
This is a messenger RNA of Tripterygium wilfordii, 1247 nucleotides long. RefSeq names its product protein SRG1-like. The record is from RefSeq and is a predicted model, not a curated record. The transcript has 4 exons. The coding region runs from base 56 to 1126 and encodes 356 amino acids. Lineage: Eukaryota; Viridiplantae; Streptophyta; Magnoliopsida; Celastrales; Celastraceae.